Osmia lignaria (orchard mason bee) is the source of this 4339-nucleotide messenger RNA. RefSeq names its product protein argos (gene aos). Lineage: Eukaryota; Metazoa; Arthropoda; Insecta; Hymenoptera; Megachilidae. The record is from RefSeq and is a predicted model, not a curated record.
ACAAUCGCGUUUCCCUCUUCUCCCUCUGCUGUAACCUCAACCCUCGAGCUUUGGCUAAAGCUACUAUACAACUUUCGUUUCAACACCGUAUAAUCCCCCCUUCGUGACCCAUCUCGAUGUCCCUCCCUCCCUCCCUCGAUACACUACCUUGCUUUAAAAUUCCCCUCACCCUUGCACCCCUUCGCCGACCCACGACGACUUACAAGCUGUAACCGAACGUCGCUUCCCACUUUGUGGCGAGAGUUCAUUCAUGCUAGCCAGUGGUUCUUCGAUUGAUAAACUCUCGCGAUUAGAAGAGCAACUGGUGGAUCGAGUCGUUCGUCUCUUACUCCGGAGAACGUAGAUCGAAAUCGGUAAAGCCUUACCGAUCUACACGAGUACUAGUUUCGAAAUUAGUAUAAACGAUUUGGUUAAACUGGAGGAUAAGUCUACGAUACGCUCGAUUUCACUUUGAUCUGAUUCGAUCCGAUCCGAUCCCAUCCGAUCCCGUUCUAUUCGUUUUUACAAACAGAGGAGGAGAGGAAGAGUAACCACGCGUAUAGAUGUACGAACGGCGAGAGGCAGAGAAGGAGAGAAAGACAGAGAAGCGGUGGGAGUGAAUGGAUUACGGCCUUAGUCAAUGAAACAGCGGUUCUCAAACGGAAUUUUCUACAUUCCCUGAUACGUUCGUUGAUUCAUUGAUCGCUAUGGAUGCGCUGAAACCUGCAUCUCAUCGUCAUCUAUCGCGUUUAAUUAGACUUCCAGAUAAACGUUGAUUCACGAGUUUCGCCAAUUUCUUUGCGAGAUUAAUUCGAUAAGAAAUAGAAAAGCGAAAAGGAAAGCUGCUUCGCGUGGUAGCGAACCCGAUAAGAGGUCAAAGUAGACAGAAAUAAUUUGAGCAUCGAACACCCACGCGAAUUCGAAAGGUUGAAAAGGUUGCGAACGAUGUCUUUGGAAUACGAACACGGUCGAGUCGAUCCCAAGAAUCGUGCAAACUGCGCUAAACGCCCACGCGCUUUACGUGUACGAAGUACGAGCACCAAAGUACGUAGGAUGUACGUAGAAUGUAGAUUAUGCGUUUCGUGUCGCUUGUCUCGCGGAAUAUUUCCACACGCGAGCAACUAUUUUCAUUUUAUUUUCUCACCGCGUUUUCACAACGUUCGAAGGAAUCGAAUGGGUUAACGCAACACGUGCAUUGUCGGGACGCAACUUAAAUAGAGAUUUGCAAAAAUCGCAAUCUUUCGCUUUGGAUUAUCAUCGGAAUAUGUUUGCUCGAAUGGAGCUAAUUUUUAUCGUGAAAGUCUCGUAAUCGAUGUUCUUACAAAGGUGAACGCCUGUAUGAGUGUACACGAAGAGAGAGAAACAGCGCAUACCAGUAACUACAUAAUUGAAUUGCAAGCUUGCCGAUCGACUUCGGCAUUCCAAUUAAAUGCAAGUUGAAGGCAAGUUGCAUACGAAACGGUCAUUGUUUUUCCUCUCUUAUUCCACGGACAAAUGGUAAUCGAUGUUAACGAAGGUAAAAAAAAAGAUCCACGUUACAGGGAAAGAAGAGACGAUACGAGGAUCUCGCUGGCAAGGGAACGAUAAUACAAGUAUCGAAUAGCAGAAGGCAAGGCUCAAACGAGAGAGGAGGAACAGGUGUGCCGCGAGAAUAGAAACAACAAAAUUGUUCAAAGAAAUAACAGGGCUCGUUAGAGCGAGAUCAGAGUGGUGGUAGACGAAAGAGGAGAAUAGAGAACGGAAGAAACGAAAAAUAAUCAAACGAAAAGAAAAACGAAAUGGGACAAAAGGGUGAAAAAGGAAGAAGGAAUACAGGUAACCAAGGGAGGAAAGAGAUAGAAGGUAGGAAACACAGAAGGACAAGGUGGAGCAAGAAGAAUCCGCGUAACGAGUACGUCUCAGGUACAGCGGUUGCAUCUUGAAGAGAAAGGUAUAAAGUAUAAAGUAUAAGGAAAGAACGAAGGCAAUGGAGUGGAAUGGUGAAACAGGAAUGUACUAGGAAUGGAAUAUAAAGAGAACAAAAUGGAAUGGAUUGGAAUGGAGUAGAGUGAAGUGGAGUGGAGUGGAGUGGAGUGGAUUGGAGUGGAGUGGAGUGAAGUGGAGAGGAGUGAAGUGUAGUAGAGUAGAGUGGAACGGAGAAAGAAGAGCAGAGAAGGGAGUACUCAUUCAUGCUUUGCCUCCAACUGUUAGAAGUUCAGUCGAACGAAUGGUUGAGGUUCGCGCACAGCACGAAUGCUGCGAGCCGUUUAAAUCUCGGACCGGCUCGAAUCAUGUCGCAAAACAGAGAACGUAACACGUAUAUAACCCGUUCGUCGUAGAUGAUAGAAGGUAGAGAACGCAAGGACAUUGGAAACAGUGUGGGAUACAUAUAUCAUGUGUAGCGAUCAACGAGAAGGAAACAUUGAACGAUUUUGUUAGCUCUCGGUGGAACGUGUAUAUCUUUUUCACAAGAUAAAUAGACUGUGAAUCUUUCAAAGUGAAUUAACCUUUGAUCGAUAGAUCUUCAUUGAUCUUCGAACUUGACCGAAUAAAUUAUUGGCAGAUUUGAUCUAUGUGAAAAUAGAAACGCAAACUAUACGACUACUAUCUUUCGUAUUCGCUCUUCAAUCUCGUUACGAUGAGAUUACGAUCGAUCGUUACACACGUGAUAACCGAUCGAUGGGUGUUGUAAAAUAUUCUUAACGAUUCGCAAUAAUUUAACAGAGGAAUGCGUGCUGGCGCUAUUAUUUCUGAUGAACGUUUUCCAUUUUAUUCAACGACUGUCGUUCUUAAUCUUUCCUGUAGUUUGAAUGUUUGUGAUCGGUGAUCGCGACGAUCACCGAUCGUGAAAACGGGAGAACGCUUUUUCAUCGUACGUAACGUUUGAAAAGAAAAGAAAAAAAAAAAAAGAAAAGGGUGCGCGGGAAAGGAUGGCCGAGUUGACGUGCUUGUUAUUAGCGAUGUUCGGGCAGCUGCUCGUUCGUGGAAGCAAGGGUAGUUUUCUCGGUAUAGAACUGGACAAGACUGGACAGAAGUUUCUCAACGAAUAUCUGUCUCUCGAGGAAGGCAAGUACCUCGGCGAGUUGCAGCCGUUUCAAGACACAGCGAUCGAGCUCGAUCUGAUCGAUCAGAAGAGGAAGCAUCGACCGAUGCAUCAACCACCGAGGGUUCUCUAUCAAAUUGGGGAUAGCGAGGAGGAGCUGCCCGAGUGCUCGGAUCGAAGCGAGGUUUGCAGCAAGGUGGAUUUAUAUGGGUCACCAUGGGUCGAGAGACAAUGUCGUUGCCCGGCUGGCCGAAGCUGUCCUAGUAGUCUACACGGAGACGAUGGGCACACUAUAGUCGACAAGACGCGACAGUACAAGCUUUGCGAGCCGGUGAAACGUCUUCCUAUCUGUCGCUACUUCAAGGACGUGACAUGGACCUUAGCUCCUGGAGGGGGCCCGGCUAACGCAACGGUUCAACGAGUUUAUUGCCGAUGUCGACCGGGCAGCGUACCUUAUCUAGUUCGAAGACAAGCCUAUAGAUCUUCCGAGGGAAAUCCAGGAUUUCUCUACGCAUUCGCUUGCUCUCCGCAAAGCAGGCUACGCUGCCAGCACAAGGAACCCUGCCGUCUGUUUACCGUACGAAAGAGAAGAACCUCGCAACUCGAAGAGGUGAACGCUUCUCCUCUAUGUCAAUGCCCAAAGGGUCACCGAUGUCCUAGGCGACACACCGAUCCAGGAUCCCUUCCGGCAAGAUCGUAUUCCGGCGUUUUGGAGAUUAAGACUUACAGCGGAUACUGCGUACCUUCGCAGCCCCACCAUUCCGAAGCGGUUUACACCGUCUGAUAUCGAAACGACGCCUCCUAUAUUGCAUCUGUACAUACGUAGAGCUGCUGGCACACCCGUUCGUUUCAUUUUCAAAUAAAACGAGCCGAGUUAAGCUAGUCGCCCGAUAUUCGCGACAUUAUCGUCGAAUGGAACUUACGAUCGCGAAACCGACGAUUCCUACCGCGUCCACUGCCAAUUAAUUGAUAAACGCUCUUCUUUUUCAUCCUUCUCCUAUUUUAUUAUAACGAAACGUAGAUAUUAAGCGCUCUUUUAGUAUUUUAUUCGAGCUAACCUAAAUGUUUUAUCCGAUCAAGUAUUGCGGAAAUUGGAAUGUUGCCGACGGACCUCGCUAGGAAAUAUACUUGUUAUUUAUAAUGUCGCGUAACGCUUGUAUAUUUAAACGCGUUACUUAUAAAGCCUCUAUCUAUUACCGUCACUGUCAACCAAGUUGCCCGUGACUCUUAUUCGGCAUUAUAUUAUAUAUUAUACUAUUGUACGCGCGUAACAUCGUGUUUGUAAAUAUUCGAUUCUCUAAGAUAAUGAAUUAAACAAAUUUAUAUAUGUGCAUGGCA